Molecule: messenger RNA, 2473 nt
Organism: Alligator mississippiensis (American alligator)
Lineage: Eukaryota; Metazoa; Chordata; Crocodylia; Alligatoridae
Gene: SOX2
Product: SRY-box transcription factor 2
Exons: 1
Coding region: 495-1442 (315 amino acids)
Biological process (GO): cell differentiation; anatomical structure morphogenesis; regulation of DNA-templated transcription
Molecular function (GO): RNA polymerase II cis-regulatory region sequence-specific DNA binding; DNA-binding transcription factor activity, RNA polymerase II-specific
Source: RefSeq, a predicted model, not a curated record
AAGCCCCCAUCACAUGGAUGGUUGUCUAUUAACUUGUUCAAAAAAGUAUCAGGAGUUGUCAAGGCAGAGAGAGAGAAAGAGAGGGAGAGGGAGAGGGAGUGCGCGUGUUUGCAAAAGGGGGCAAAGGAGUUUGCUGGCUCUUUAAGACCGAGGUGGAGGGAAAGCGCUGGAGAGAGGCAGAGAAAAGGGGCAAAAAGGAGAAAGAAGAAGUUUGGGUUUUUGGUUUGGUUUUUUUUUUGUUUUGUUUUGGUUUUUUGGUUGUGGUUUUUUUUUUUUUUUUUUUUGCAAAGCCAGGCUGCAGCAGCCGCCACCGCCACCGGCCUGAUCCCUCCGACAGGCAAGAGGAAGCCCCUGAUCCUGAUCCAAGCGCGGGGUGUUUCGGGGAGCCCCCUCCCCCCCUUGCACACCCCUCCCUAGCCGGAGAGAAAGUCCAGCUCGGGACGUUUGCUUCUCGCUUCUCCGCGGAAGCCUCGGGCCAGGCAGAAGCCGCUUGAAUGUACAACAUGAUGGAAACCGAGCUCAAGCCGCCCGCCCCCCAGCCCGCCUCGGGAGGCGGCACGGGCAACUCCAACUCGGCCGCUCCCAACCAGAAGAACAGCCCGGACCGGGUCAAGCGCCCCAUGAACGCCUUCAUGGUCUGGUCCCGGGGCCAGCGGCGGAAAAUGGCCCAGGAGAACCCCAAGAUGCACAACUCGGAGAUCAGCAAGCGGCUCGGGGCCGAGUGGAAACUUUUAUCCGAGGCGGAGAAGAGACCCUUCAUCGAUGAAGCCAAGCGGCUCCGCGCUCUGCACAUGAAGGAGCACCCGGAUUAUAAAUACCGACCCCGGCGGAAAACCAAGACCCUGAUGAAGAAGGAUAAGUACACGUUGCCAGGGGGCUUGCUGGCGCCGGGCACCAAUAGCAUGACCACCGGGGUCGGGGUUGGGGCCACCUUGGGAGCUGGGGUGAACCAGAGGAUGGACAGUUAUGCUCACAUGAACGGCUGGACCAACGGAGGGUAUGGGAUGAUGCAAGAUCAGCUCGGCUACCCCCAGCACCCGGGCUUGAACGCGCACAACGCGGCUCAGAUGCAGCCCAUGCACCGCUACGACGUGAGCGCCCUGCAGUACAACUCCAUGACCAGCUCGCAGACCUAUAUGAACGGAUCGCCCACCUACAGCAUGUCUUACUCCCAGCAAGGGACCCCGGGCAUGGCCCUGGGCUCCAUGGGCUCUGUGGUCAAGACGGAAUCCAGCUCCAGCCCCCCAGUAGUUACUUCCUCUUCCCAUUCCAGGGCUCCUUGCCAAGCUGGGGACCUUCGGGACAUGAUCAGCAUGUAUCUACCAGGUGCUGAAGUACCAGAACCAGCUGCCCCAAGCAGACUUCAUAUGUCCCAACACUACCAGAGUGCACCUGUUCCUGGCACAGCCAUUAAUGGCACACUUCCUCUAUCACAUAUGUAAGACAAAGGGGCAGGGGGGGAAGGAGAGCUGAACUCCAACCAACAAACAAAAAACUUUUAUUAGAGAUUCUGGACUUUUUUUUUUUUUUGGACUAUUUUUGUACAGAGAAAACUGGGGAGGGCAGAAAAAACAAAACAAAACAAACAAACAAAAACUAACCCCGCCGAGGACCUUGUAUAGAUCUGAAGGGGAAGAAACUACACAAAACUUUUUAAAAGUUCUAGUGAAACGGUAGGAACUUUGCAGAAAGUUUGCAAAAGUCUUUACCAAUAAUAUUUAGAGCUAGACUCAAAAAGCGACGAGGAAAAAAAAUGUUUUAAUAUUUGCAGGCGACUUUUGUACAGUAUUUAUCAAAAUAAACAUGGCAAUCAGAAUGUCCAUUGUUAAUAUGGGGGGGAAACACUUGAGAAUUUGCCAAUUAUUUUUUAAAAACAAAGUAGAGUUUACUUGGAGCCGCGCAGCUGAAUUAUAGCAGCUGCCAAAGGAGUGGAGAUUUAUUUUACAGAAUUUGGACAUUUUAAUUGUUUUAGAAAUUGUACAAAAGGCAAAAAAAUGUAGGAUAAGUACUUGCAAACCAGUGAAUUGGUUUUCUAUAAAAGGGCAAACGUUUAGAUUGUACUAAAUUUUUUUUACUUGUUAAAAAGCAAAAAUUGCCACUGCAGGUUCACAUACCGUUUGUUAAUUUAUAAUAGCCUUUUUGUUUCCAGAAUUCAUCCUGUUCAGAGAGAGAGAGAGAGACAGAGAAACCACACACACAAGCUGAAAUGACUGUGUUUGAAAUAUUUUCUUAUGGUUUGUAAUAUUUCUGUAAAUUUAUUGUGAUGCUAUUUUAAGUUCCUUUUUUUUUUCCUCUCAUUUUCCGUAGUUGUAUUUUAAAGAUUCGGCUCUGUAUUAUUUGAAAUCAGUCUGCCGACAGUCCAUGUAUAUAUUUGAACUAAUACCAUCCUUAUAACAGGUACAUAUUCAACUUAAGUUUUUACUCCAUUAUGCACAGUUUGAGAUAAAUAAAUUUUUGACAUAUGGACACUGAA